Aureobasidium melanogenum CBS 110374 is the source of this 771-nucleotide messenger RNA. RefSeq names its product NAD(P)-binding protein. Lineage: Eukaryota; Fungi; Ascomycota; Dothideomycetes; Dothideales; Saccotheciaceae. The transcript has 2 exons. The coding region runs from base 1 to 771 and encodes 256 amino acids. The record is from RefSeq and is a predicted model, not a curated record.
AUGAAGGUCCUUCUUGUCGGCGCAGCUGGAAACCUCGGUCAGCGACUUGUUGCUGCACUGCUUACACAUGGACACGAAGUCGUCGCAUAUGUUCGUUCCUCCAACAAACUCGAAGCCCUCCUUCCAGCAAGCGUAUACACCAAGAUUGCUGUGGUUGAGGGAAAUGCCACAGACACGGCCUCCAUUAAGCGUGCUAUACUUGAGAACGAUUGCGAAGCUGUCGUCAACACUGCUGGUGUAGCAGCCAUGCCGCCUUGGAAGAGAAACAACCUGCCAGAGAUCUUCUCCGCCGUCCUCAAAGGCACGCAACAAGCUGGAUCAGAAAGAAACCAUCCUCUGCGGAUCUGGCUUCUCGGUGGCUUGGGCGUAUUGAACUUUCCUGGCACAGAGAUCAUGCUCUCGAACUACAUCCCCAUCUAUCUCGAACAUCGUCAGAACAUCAAGCUCCUCAGAGCUUUGCCACCUCACUCGGUGGACUGGUCUCUGCUUUGCCCCAGCAAUAUGACAGCCGAGAACGCCGAAGUCAGCGUGCCGGCGAAGUCCAUCCACCAUAAGUUGACGGCCGAGGCCGCGUCGCCACCGUUGUGGAGAGACUCAUGGGUAAAACACAUUCCGCUCCUCGGAAAGGCCAUCUUGGCUGGCAUGAACGCUCCAAGGUACGAGACCACUCUGGAGCAGAACGCCGAUUUCAUCGCAAACGACUUGAGAGACCGCGAGAGCCGUUGGAUUGGGGCAACAGUUGGAGUCAUCAAUGCGGCGCAGGCGAAUUAA